AUGGAGUGGCCAAGUCGCGACAUGUUUUGGCGAGUGCUGAUGGCCUGCGGCGUGGUGGUGCUGUUCGCGACCGUCUUCCACCUGCAGCAGGCACACCUUUGCGGCACCUUCGCCCUGCCCGCCUCCAUCGAGUGGGACCUGGACGGGAUGAAAGAGCAGCUGGAGGAAAAGUUGCUUGGGCAGCGCGCCGUGUCCACGCAGCUGGUCAACUCGCUGCAGUGGACCUUGGAGGAGGCCCAAGCUAAUCAGGAAGACACACCCGGACUCAAGGCUAUCUUUCUCCUUGGAGGACCAGGCGUCGGCAAAGCGAAGACAAUGCAGAUCGUGACCGAGCACGUGCGGUGUCGCUACCACGGCGUCUUCGGCAUUUUGCCAUGCAGCGUGAACGUGAGAACCAUCACGCCCGUCGACUCUGGCCGCAGCCAAACCUACUCGGAUUCGUCCAGCUCGACCAAGUUCACCGGCGUCCACUUCAACACCAUCGAAAUGGACCUAGCCGCCUUCAACAGCAGCCACGCGUCCGGAUUUGCGAGACUCGAGGCGCAAAUCGCGGAAAAAAAUCUGAGCCGGCGAGUCGCUCUGGUUUCGGGGCCUGUCAUCGACUUCGUCCAGCUGAAGGAAAUCAAGGAUGCAAAGAAAUACAACAAAUUCCUGGACCAAAAGGCGAAGCACAUUGCAAAAAUUAUGAAAACGUCCGCUCCCAGGGUUGAUAUCGUGUUUGUGAAAUUCGAACCCCUGAAAGGCACCCACUCAUUUUUGUGCCUAGUGGAGAACCAUCAUGACGUCGAUUUCGCUUUCGAGAGCACCUACGACAGCCUGAAGAACGAUGAUAUCUACCCCCUAGGAUGCUUCUCUGGCACCAAUGAAGAUUAGCCACACUUUUCCCAUUUACUUUUUGUGUCUAUUUCUCUGAAUAUCAAUUCUGUUCCGUAAUUUAUAAAAAUACAUGUUUAUAACUUAUGUUUAUGAAGUACUAUUUUACAAAAAAAAGUUUACCAUAAGCCAGUCCGUUAACUCUCUCGACAAGCCCCGCGCUGUCAGGCGAUGGUAGCGCAGAAACGAAGCAAACAAGUGCCAAAAGCAGCAGAACCUGUAAAAAUAUAAAACAUUUAAGAAUAAAUUUUUUAAAACAACGUGUUUUAAAUAAAUUAGUUGCAAAACAAGUUAAUUUCAUUAUAAAGGAAUACAAUAAGAGAAAUUUUUGAUAAAAAAAAAUGUGAGCCACUUUCACCGGCCGGCUUGCUAGUCAAAACUGGAUGCCCGCCGCAGCGAUUGUUUUGAGUGUUGCAGUGCACAAGUUUAACCAACUAAAGUGUUGUCAGCGCCUCCGGGCACAAUCCAACUUGAACUUGGCCGCCGCCAAAGUAAACGUCGGAGAGAGUGGUCUGAAAAUGAAUGAGAAAACACGGCCUGUUUUCCUAAAAGUGCAGCUCCCGUGGCUUCACAAGUGACAAGUGUUGAGGAAAUUAAAUUACCGCAGCGUGUCAGCAGCACAGCUCAUAAAACUUCAUUUAAAGCGACGUGCAGGCAGCUGCUUUUAAAUUAAAUAGACCAACCAAGCUGGAGAGCAAAAGACAAAAAAAUCUACUUGAAUAAAUUUACAUAAGCCGGAAAAAUUUGAUAUUCUUAUCCUCCUAUAAUUUACUUAAUUUAAAACUCAUGCAUUUUACAUUAGAAUUAAUAGUUACAAUUUUCAAACAUAAAAUGUUAACAAAAUUGAAUUUUAAAAUAAAACUUUGUAUUUGAUUUUUAGUGCUCUACUAUUUGCUUAAAAAUGUUUUGGCAUCAACAUUUUUUUAAUUUUU
Neocloeon triangulifer is the source of this 1805-nucleotide messenger RNA. RefSeq lists its product as uncharacterized. The record is from RefSeq and is a predicted model, not a curated record. The coding region runs from base 1 to 873 and encodes 290 amino acids. Lineage: Eukaryota; Metazoa; Arthropoda; Insecta; Ephemeroptera; Baetidae. The transcript is spliced from 3 exons.